Coprinopsis cinerea okayama7#130 is the source of this 1715-nucleotide messenger RNA. Its product is annotated as histidinol-phosphate transaminase. Lineage: Eukaryota; Fungi; Basidiomycota; Agaricomycetes; Agaricales; Psathyrellaceae. The transcript is spliced from 4 exons. Gene Ontology annotation, molecular function: transferase activity; pyridoxal phosphate binding. Gene Ontology annotation, biological process: biosynthetic process. Bases 441 to 1715 code for a protein of 424 amino acids. The record is from RefSeq and is a predicted model, not a curated record.
CGCCAAAGUAUCCAUUUUCACCAAUCGCAUUCUAGUCAGAACAACCAUCCCUCCAGAACCAAAGGAACCACAACAAAGACUCACGGUAUAUGCGAGAAAUCCCUCUCAUACGCCUGCUCGAUCGCUCUCGAAAUGGAUUCAGAGGCAGGGAGUGGGAGUUGGAGGUCCUAUAGUGCGCAAUGUAAUAUUCGGUUGAAGGCGCCAUAUGUACGAGUGCGAGUCCACCGCCAAAUCACGAUUCAGCGCCAGCCAACCCCGAGUACAACACAAACGAUCCCAGCAUGCCCAUUAGCAUCUGGAUCCAGCGUCCAAUACGAACAACAUCAAACGCACCUCAACGACAGCACCCCGGUACUCCUCUCAUCACUUGAGUCUCCCUUCAAAGAAACCUUAUCUGACUAGUCAAUUCUCCCCAAACCCGAUCGCCAGUCUAAGUCACAAUGUCGAUCCACGGUCUCCCACCAAACCAACCACCUGCAUACCCCAAACACUUCUCCCUGGAAUCCGCUAUUCGACCCAACAUCCUGGCUUUGCACCCCUAUAGAUGUGCGAGAGACGACUACUCCGAGGGUAUCCUCCUUGAUGCAAACGAGAACGCUCUCGGCCAUGCUAUCAUCCCUUCAGAAAUGAGUUUAGAUUCGGGAAAGAACGCGAAUGGGGAGUUGGCAGAAGCAUUGAAUAAGACCCUGACCCUACCCUUGCACCGAUACCCCUCCCCGACUCACGUCCCGAACUGGGGCGAGAAAUUGGACAAGAUCUUGACUACUCCGCCUACCUACGGCAUGUACGGCGUAUGUGCGCAAGUGAACGACGUUGCUUCUGUCAAGGUACCUCUCCGCGUUGCACCGCCAGCUUCUGGAGAGGCAUUCGGAGAAGGUGGAAAGACUGGACGAUUCAGCCUUGACGUCCCUGCAAUUAAAGCUGCUAUCCUCCACGAACAAAAUGUCCUCGGAAACACCAUCAAACUGCUCUGCCUGUGCUCUCCCGGAAACCCGACAGGAACCUUGCUGGACCUAGACUCAAUCAAGGAGUUAUUGGAAUGGGAAGAGUUCAAGAGUGUCGCCAUCAUCGACGAAGCUUAUAUCGAUUUCGUCGGCGACGAGAACGAGGAUGAGAAGGAACAAUGGAAGAAGAGUGGAGCAAGCCCUGUGGAGAAAUAUUCGAACGUGGUAGUCACUCAGACUUUGAGCAAGAGCUUCGGGUUGGCCGGCAUCCGACUCGGAAUCGCACUCGCCCAACCUCCCAUCGUCCAGGUCCUAUCCAACGCCAAGGCACCUUACAACGUCUCCCUCCCAACAGCUCACCUCGCCGAACAGGCCCUCUCACCCGCUUCGCUCGAUCUCUGGCGCAAGAACGUCCAGAUACUCAAACGAAACAGGACAACACUCAUCAAGGGUCUCGAAGACCUUGCAAAAUCAGCCGCACUCAAGAAUGGCGAGGGACCAUUGGGCGUUGGCGAGAUCAUCGGUUCAAACGACGCCAAUUUCAUCUUGGUCAGGAUUUUGGAGAGGCCGACUGCAUCUGGGGCACCCUUGAAGCCUUCGAGCGAGAGGAUGAAUAAGGUUUACAAGGCGUUGGCGGAGGAGAUGGGAGUCGUGGUGAGGUAUAGAGGAAGCGAGCUGGGCUGCGAUGGUGGCCUCAGGAUCACUGUCGGAACUGAGGAAGAGAAUAGGGAAGUAUUGAGGAGAUUGGGGGAGGCUCUGCAAAGGCUGUAG